This is a messenger RNA of Pleuronectes platessa (European plaice), 1044 nucleotides long. RefSeq names its product coiled-coil-helix-coiled-coil-helix domain containing 2 (gene chchd2). The record is from RefSeq and is a predicted model, not a curated record. Gene Ontology annotation, biological process: mitochondrion organization; positive regulation of transcription by RNA polymerase II. Gene Ontology annotation, cellular component: mitochondrion; nucleus. Bases 128 to 667 code for a protein of 179 amino acids. Gene Ontology annotation, molecular function: sequence-specific DNA binding. The transcript is spliced from 4 exons. Lineage: Eukaryota; Metazoa; Chordata; Actinopteri; Pleuronectiformes; Pleuronectidae.
GACAACUGAUGUAACACAAGGAAAGUUCCCGAUUAGCCAAAGGUCGUGUUAGCUUGACAGCUCCCGAGAGCCGCGUCUGAAUUUUAAUCUGCCCGAAAAGCAACACUUUUUACCAACUGUUAUAACGAUGCCGAGAGGAAGCAGAAGCAGGUCGUCCAGGAUGGCCCCUCCAGCCAGGCGGUCACCACCACCUUCACCACCACCCAUGGCCAGGGCUGCACCUCCUCCCUCCCAUGCUCCAGUUCCAAUGCAGGCUCCUGCCUCGGCUGUGGGCGCACCAGCAGCACCCAGGCAGCCGGGUAUGUUUGCCCAGAUGGCGACUACAGCUGCGGGUGUGGCAGUGGGCUCUGCAGUGGGACACACCAUCGGCCACGCAAUGACUGGAGGCUUCGGUGGAGGAGAGUCCGCCAAGCCUGACGUCACAUACCAGGAGCCGCAGCCGCAGCAGCCGCAGUACCAGCAGCAGUACCAGCAGCAGCCACAGUACCAGUACCAGCAGCAGCCACAGUCCAUGUACCAGCAGCAGCCUCCUCAGCAGGAGCAGCAGGCCUGCUCCUUCGAACUAAAACAGUUUGUCGAGUGCGCCCAAAACCAGAGCGACUUCAAACUGUGUGAGGGCUUCAGUGAAGUGCUCAAGCAGUGCAAGUUCUCCAAUGGUUUGUCAUAAGGCUGAGACAAAUACCUGGAGAGAGAAGUACACGCACAAACUGCAAUAAGUAACCAUACUGGAUACUUCCUGGUGUAAUUCCCAAAAGAUUAAUAAACAUGCUUUAUUUAGACAGUUGAUCAUCAGAAAAGUGUUUCUUUCUCAGGAGACUGCUGCAGACCUUGUUAUCAUAGUCGUAUAAAUAAUGUUCAUUUGUUUUGUGUUGCAGUGUUUUGAGUUGAUUUCAUUAGUCAUUGUUUUUCUUCUGCUUCAGUGCUUUUAAUUUAAAAUUCCUCCAGUAUCGACAUUAUAAGGUGAACUGCAUUACUUGUUGAUAAAUUGUGAAUUCACAUCUCUCUCUGUAGAUGUCCACUGUAAUAAAGCACUUAGACCAUGAA